AUGACACUUUCCAUCCAUUUAAUUAAUUCUGAUCUACAUGUAACUCCUUUAUUGACAUCAAAUGUUCCCAAUGAAGUACUCUUUUUACCUUCACUCAAAAAGCUUUCACAUAGGAUGGCUGAUUAUUCACAUGAUAGAAUUAUCAUUCACUCAUCGAGUUCAACAGUAUUGUCUUCAGCACAAUAUUUUUAUUUAGAUGGUAUUGAUAUCGAUUUACCAAGUCUAUUUGUCAUUGCACCUAUGCUUCGCAUACUUGAUGUAAACUUUUACUUACAAAAAAUUCCAUCAAUAAUAACUUCAAUUGAAAAUCAAAAAUCUAAAAUUACUGAAGAAGAUGAUGAUGGAUUUCGUGUAGUACGUUAUCGUAAACAUGCACCUUCAUCAACAAUAUAUUCUCCACAACAUAGUUUUGGUUCUGAUACUGAGAAAAAACCUGCUACUGUUCCUAAAAAACAAAUAUCACCAACAUCAUCAACAUCAAUUACACCUACAUCAACUGUUGUACACACAACAACAACAACAACAACACCUAAGAAAAAAGCACCAAAGAAAACUAAAGAAACAACUGUUAAAACAGAUAUUACUUCACCUGUUGAUAUUCUAUCACCAUCAACUACUGAUACUGAUCUUAUUUCAUCAUCGAAAGAAGAAUCUACAAAACGAACAACAACUACGAAACAUGUACAAAAAGUUAUUGAAUCUCAAAUUACACCAAAAGAUGUUUCUUCUAUUCAUUCGGAUAAAGAAAUAACAGCUUCUAAAGACGAUCAUAAACCAAUUCAAUCCAUAAAUCUUACUGAAAUCGUACAAAAAACAUCCGAUGAUACACAAAAUCAAAUAGAAUCAGUUAAAUCACCAACAUCACCAACAGUAACAAGUGCUGAUACAAGUGAAGAAUUAUUUAAAAAACCAAAGAAAAAACACAAACGAACGAAACGAGAACCAAUGGAAUUAGAAAUAUCGACACCAUCCGAUGAAAUAUCAAGUACAACUGAUGAUCUAUUAACAAAAAGCUCACUAACAUCUACUAGUACAUCUCAAGCAUUAAUUCUUGAUAUUCCAUUAACAUCAACUCCAAUUGAAGAUAAAUCUGAUCAAAUUCUAUUAAAAGAAGAAACUUCUUUACCACAAACAAUUGAAUCAAUAACACAUAUAAAUGAUGAACAAAUUAAAACAACAUCAACUAAAAAACAUUCAAAAAGACGAAAGAAAAAAGUACAUACAAGUGAAAAACAAGACCAAGAUCAAGAUUUAAUAAAUUCUUCGACAACUAGUACAACAGAUAAAGAUAGUAGUAGUGCAGCGGGAUCAAUAACAACACCAAUGAAAUCUACUUCUCUUGAAUCUAGUACUAAAACUCAUGUAAUAACCGAUGAUGAUAAACAAGAAUCAGAAUGGAUAACACCACAAAAUAAAAAGAAAAAAUCUAAAUUAAUUGAAUCAUCCAUAACAAGUGAAUCGCAUGAACAAAACUUAUCAUUCCAUCCUCAAUCAACUUUACAGUCAACAACAAAAAUUCUACCAGAAAAAAUAACUGAUGUACAAUUUAAAUUUAAAAAAGGUGGUGAAUUAACAGUAACAAGUCAAUUACCAUUAGAACGUUCACCAACUGAAUGGGGUACAAUUAAAUUUACAUCAUCCGAAGAAUCAAAUCUUGUACAACAAGAUAAACUUGAUUCAUCAAUUGAACAAACUCCAUCAGAACAAUUACCUAUUGAAAAAGAGUCAAAAAUUGAACAAACAAUUGAUUUAACUCCUCAAAUUGAUGAUAAAACUAAAGUCGAAACACCAACAAAAUUAACGGAAAGUAGUGAAACCGGUGGUGAAGCUGAUUUAGAUGCAUAUCGUGACCAAACAGGUCGUCUUCGUCGAAAAAAAUCACGUAAACAUACAAGUACAUCAACUAAACCUGAUAAUAUACCUUCGACUCUUGAAUCACAAACAUCCGAAGAAAUAAAACUUGAUCAUGAAACUAUAAGUGAACAUUGGGCUGCUGUUUUAGCAACUCCUAUAUCGAAUAUCGAUGAAGAACAAAAAAUUCAAAGUGAACAAGUUCAUGAAGAACACUCAUUUGAAGAUGAUGAUACUAGUGACAGAAAUAGUAAAUUAGAUUCAUUUUUACCUGAAUAUAUUCGUCAAACGAUACAAACAAAAUCAUCACUACGUUCAUCAUCAUUAAAUGAUGAUCGUUCUAAAUCAUCACCAUCAUCUCAUCAAACAUCAACAUCUAUAACACAUACACGUUCAACAGGUAUUGUAUUUCCAUCAGCAUCAAAUCGAUCAACAACAAGUACUGAUACAUCAGAAAAUGAAAGUCGAAAACAUUUACAAGAAUCACAUGAUGAAGAAAUUCAUUCAACAGAAGAUUCAAGUUUUAUGUCAACAACAAAUCAAACAGAACAUGAUACAAUACUAACAUCAUCUUCAUUGCCUUCAACUAGUAGUGCAACACGUAAGAAAAAACAACGACCAAAAAUGUUAAAAAAAGAUAUUGAAGCUAAAACAUUAUUAACACAUGAAUUUGAUGAUACACCAUUAACAAUAACUGAAAUUUACCCAUCAUCAUCAUCAUCAUUACCAACAGAAACAAUAAAUAAAGAUGAUGAAUCAUUUUUAUCAUCUAUACGUCAUCAAUUUACUUCGGCUAUAUCAACAAUAACCGAUUCAUUUAGUUCUGCACUUUCUCUUCAUAAACCAACAACAACAGAUGAUCAAACAAUUGUUCAAUCUGAUGAGCCAGUGCCAUCAACAGAAGAACAAUCAAUUAUACCUAUUACAACAUCUAUUGAAUCUACAACCGUAACAAUAAAGAAAAAACCUUCAACACGUUCACCACGUAAACGUUCAAAACGAGAUAGUGGUCCUGAUUAUGAAAAUCUAACAAGUCCAACAUCGGAUGAUGUUGAACAAUCAUUUGCUGGUAUUAAAGUUGUUACAACAGUUCCAACAUCAAUUGAUAAUGAUCAAACAGAUUUUAUUAAAGUUGAAACUCAUAAACAACAAUCAAGACAACGAACAUUAUCUGGUCGACAUUCAUCAAAUACUGAAGAAAAAAAUGAACAACAAGCUAUGUUAGCUGAUGAUGAAGAAGAUGAAGAUUUUGCAACAAAACCUGUUGUAUUACAUGGAAGUGGUAGUGGUGCAAAUAUUCAAACACCAAUUGAAUCAAUUAUUGAACAACAAGAGUCAUCUUCAACAACAACAACUAUAGUAACAAAAAGAAGACGACAUAAACAAAAGAGUAAAACUGAAGAAGUUGAAUUUAUUGCACAAGUACCAGAUGAAUUAAAACCUGAGGAACAAGUUACAAUAUCUGAUCAACAAACAACAACGACGACAACGAAUGAACAAUUACGACCAGUUCAAGGUUUUCAUUCUUAUACACCAAAUAAAUAUCAAUAUAAUCAAUAUGAAGAAGGAUUAACUAAUUCAAAUGAACAAUCAUCAUUACCACCAGCACCAACAGUAGCAGUAGCACCAGCACCAGCACCAGCACCAGCACCUGCACCAGCACCAGCACCAACAUCAGUAGCAGCAGUAACAGAACAUAAUGAUGAUAUUCUUGCACGUGGUUUUAAUAUUUGGUUACAACAAAGCAAAGAAAUUGAAUCGACACCAUCAUCAACAUUAAAAAAAGAUGAAUCAUCAGCACUAGGUGGUGGCUUAACACGUGCUAUGCAAAGUCUUAUUAUUCAACCAAUUGAAAGUGAUAAUGACGAAGAAGAAGAAGAAGAAGAUUCAUGGAAUGGACCACGAGCUAGAAAACCAACAUAUGCAUCAGGUGUUCGAAUUGAUAAACGUAUUCAUACAACAAGUGGAUAUAAUAUAAAUCAUCCACGUUCAAUAACUGUUUCACCAUGGUUAAUGCCACAAUCAACUGAAAAUUCCUAUCAAGAUGAUCAAUCAAAAUAUGAUCCAGAUGAUCAAUCAAAAUAUGAUCCAGAUGAUGAAGAAGAUUCAAUGAAUGAUGUAUCAGAAAAACAACAAUUAUCUCAUCCUAUUAGUACACAAUUAUCAACUAAAGAAGAACGACAAAUGCAUUUAAAUAAUUUAGCUGAUUUAUCAGGUCAAGCAAUAUUAGGUAAUUUGUCAUCAUCAUCAUCAUCACUAUCAUCAGCAGCUAAAUGGAAUGAAACAUCUAUACGUAGUGAAGAUAAUAGUCAACAACAAACAAGUUUUACUGAUGAUGAUGUACAACGUUGUUUAGGAGAAGAUUUUUAUCGUGAAUCAUUAGCUGCAGAUACACUUCAAGCUGAACAACGAACUAUAACGAGUUUAGCUGGUCUUGUUUUAAAACCAUCGCUAUUAUCAGAAGAAACAGACAAUGAUGAAAAUGAAAAUGAUAAUGAUGAUGAUGAUGAUGAUGGUCAAAGAAAUAGAAAUAAUAAUAAUAAUAAUAAUAAUAACAAUAAUAGUAGUAGUCAUUCACUUAAUUUCGAUGAAUGGGCACAUUUUCUUGAAUUUGAAUAUGAUCAACAAUUGUUUUCAUCAUCUGCACCAUCAUCAUCGACUAUUGAACACAAUUUAUUAACAUCAUAUGAAUGUUCCUAUGCACGAGAAUUAGAUGAAGAUACUCUUAUAUCGGAUGCUGAUCGGUCACAUGUGAUAGAUUAUGUAGAAAAUACAAAUGACAAUGACAGACAACGCUAUGGAGAUUUUACAUCAUUAGAUGACGAUUCUAUUGUGCCCGAAUCAAUGAUUAAUUGUCCUUUAUCAUCAUCAAAUCCAAAUUCACAAUUAUCACAUACACAUAAACCUUCCGAAACUUUUCAAAGAUGGCGAAAUCAAUCAAAUCGUGAUCGAGAAGAAUCGACUUCAAACUUAACAAAUGUAACAAUAUCAACAGAAAAUCAAAAUGACGAUGAAAUAUUUAUAUAUCAUACAGACGGUGGUCUUAGUCGACGAGUGAGACCAACAACAUAA
Messenger RNA from Rotaria sp. Silwood2, 4923 nucleotides. Lineage: Eukaryota; Metazoa; Rotifera; Eurotatoria; Philodinida; Philodinidae. The record is from the annotation of a GenBank genome assembly.